AUUUCUUGAUAGUUCAUUUUUUAUUUUUACUAUCAUUUUUAAAACUCUCAAAUCUGUAACUAGUCUUACAUGAACGUUUACAUUAGACACGUGAUGUCUAUAUGAAAGUAUUGUUUGUAUCUCCAACUGAAGUGUACACACUUCGAAUAUUUUGAUAAACCAUUUUUAUUAUAAUUUUGAAGUGCCAUAGCUAUUAAAUGACAUGGCAUUGGGAUACGAAAUCAGACAUUGUAGUGAUAGAAAAGGAAAAGGUCUUUUUGCCACCAAGGAUUUUUCUGAAAAUGAAGUCAUAUUUGAAGAAAAACCAUUAGUUUCUUGUCAAUUUGCCUGGAAUGAAACUUAUGGCUAUUUGGCAUGUCAUCAUUGCUUGAGGCCUAUGGAAGAUACGGAAGAAAAUGUUAGAAGACUGACAAAUAAUCCAAAUAUUGUUCUGCCGUUUCCUGAAUUAUGCCCGACUAAUAAGAGCCUCCAUAGAUAUUGUGACCAAUGUGGGGUUGGCUUUUGUAGCGACUCUUGUAAACAACAAUCUUGGGCUCAGUAUCAUGAAUAUUUGUGUUUUGGGACACAUCCUGCCCUUAAAAAUCUCUAUGAAGCAUGGAAGACAAUGCAUUAUCCUCCAGAAACAGCAUCUGUAAUGCUAAUAGCCCGAAUGAUUGCUAUUAUCGAACAAGCACAAGACAAAGAUUCAGCAAUUUCUGCCUUUUUAGAGUUUGCCCAUGGUACAUCUGAAGAAAGGGAUGGGUCAAUUCUUAAAUUUUUGGGAGAACAGUUUUUUGAAAAAUUUGAGUGCCUACGUUUAUUGAUGUCAGAUAUUUUUCAGACAUGCCAUGCACAAUCACUUGUUACAGAAGAAGGCUUGAAAACACUCUUUGCAAUUGCUGGAAGGAAUAGUCAAGGCAUUGGAUCGAGUGUAUUUAGUAUUUGGGUAAAAAAUGUUGAAAAGUUUGAGUUGUCUGAAGAAAGCAGGAAAGAAAUCAAUGAAUUUAUUGACAAUGUUUACCUUAGCAUGGAUCGCCAUGUUGGUUGUUUUUUAAAUAAUGAAGGUUCUGGUUUGUACAGAUUAGAAAGAUGUAUUAAUCAUAGUUGUUUACCUAAUGCAAGUAGUACAUUUCCAUAUGGAGAUUAUACUUUGGCAUUAGUGGCUAAAACAGCUAUAUCAGCUGGGGAAGAAAUUUGUAUAAGUUAUCUAGACGAGUGUGAAUUAGAACGAAGUAAACAUUCUCGAAAUAAACACUUAAGGGAGUACUACUUAUUUGAAUGUGAAUGUGAGAAGUGCUUGAAGCAAUCUGAUGAACCUGAUGUGACAAGUGAAGAAGAAACUGAUUCUGAUAUGGAUGAAGAAUGAUUAAUCUAUAAAAAUAAUAAUUAUUAUUAUUCUAAUAGAUUAGCAAAAGUUAUAUCAUCUCAACAAUUUUAUUUCUUUUAC
This is a messenger RNA of Nezara viridula (southern green stink bug), 1426 nucleotides long. The record is from the annotation of a GenBank genome assembly. NCBI's taxonomy places the organism in Eukaryota, Metazoa, Arthropoda, Insecta, Hemiptera, Pentatomidae.